Cyprinus carpio (common carp) is the source of this 2202-nucleotide messenger RNA. RefSeq names its product sterile alpha motif domain-containing protein 9-like. Gene Ontology annotation, molecular function: protein binding. NCBI's taxonomy places the organism in Eukaryota, Metazoa, Chordata, Actinopteri, Cypriniformes, Cyprinidae. The coding region runs from base 16 to 2202 and encodes 728 amino acids. The transcript has 4 exons. Gene Ontology annotation, cellular component: cytoplasm. The record is from RefSeq and is a predicted model, not a curated record.
GGAUUGCGGUGCCAUAUGCUGUUUAGGACUGAGCAAGAGCUGACUGUCAGCAGAAUGAAAAGGCUUGGAAUUGAACAAAAGGAAGUGACACAAAAGUUUCAUGCCUUUAACAUAAUGGAGGGAGGUUUCCAGGAAGAAGAUGCAGAGAAACUGAUCACAGCAGAAAUGGUGAAUCAUAUCGAAAAGCACACAAAGUCCAGCAGCACAAGACUUCUCAGUUUUUUGGCUUUGAUAAACUCAUAUGUCCCAGAUUCACACUUGUUGAAGCUUUUAUGUGAGGAAUUCAUUUCCAAAAUAGAACAGCGAUUCAAUGAGGAAAACCCCAACCUGGAAACAAUAAUGAAGCCUUUCGAGGAUCUCAUAGUAACAUACUCAGAAGGAGAACAAGAAGACCAAUGCAUUCGUCUGGCACAUCCAAAGAUUGCUGAUGCCUGCCUAAAAAUACUCACUGAGCACAAACUGACAAGAUUUGACAUUGCUCUUGACUUCUUGAACAGCAUGGUGAAAGGAAAGGAGAGUAAUUAUGGACAAAUUUGCAAGAAUAUAUUAAUCACAAGACAAGGAAAGGAACAGUUUUCCAGACUGAUUCUUGACAUCAUGUAUGAAAGGGGAAAUAAUCGUAAACAAUGCAUUCGUUUGCUGGAGUUGGCUGCAAAUUUGUUUUCCACAGAGCCUUAUUUUCCUCAAACACUUGCACGUUUUUAUUACAUUAAGGUAAAAGAGGACAACAAAUAUGAAAAGGCAGAAGAAUGGGCAGAAGAGGCCAUUAAACGAGAUCCCAACAAUUCUUGUAUUAAGGAUACAUUGGGGCAAGUUCUCAAAAACCAACUGCUGAGUGAAACUAAAAAGCCAUCCUCAGACUUUGAAGAGUGUUUGGCCAUUACAAAGUCUGCCAUUGAUGCAUUUAAAAAAGAAGAGGAAGCAGCUGAAAAUGACCCAGAAGACAACACCACAUUCAAUUAUAGCGGGCUCUUGGGGUUCCUCCAGGUUUGCAAGAUCAUGAUUGAUACAAGGUUUGCAAAAUCAUACGUGCGUCAUAAACACAUUAAUUUCAUCAAAGCUGUCAAAGAUGAUAUUGAGACGAAAUAUGAUUUCUUUGAAUGGUAUCUGGCAUUCUCAAAACCAAGGAUCAAUAAAGAGGAACCAGUCUACAUUCAUAGAGAUGUUGAAAAUUGCUACAAGAAAUACAUCAAUGUGCUUAAAGGAGCAUCAGAGCAUGCACUUAAAAAUCCACGAUCUGAUGAUGAAACCCAAACCUUGCUCUACAUCCUUGCCAACAUCAUCUUGAGUCAGUCAGGUGAUCCGUGUGAAAAAAUAGAAGAUCUUCAGGCCAGGUUACAGAAACUUUGGCUGAGAGAAAUGCAAGACAGAAGCCCAGAGUUUUACCUCUUGAUUCUUUUGCUCUUUUGGCCUGAUGAAGCACAGCCAGAAAUCACAAACCCGCCAAACCUUGAAAAGUGUCUCAGAAAAAUGCACCAUUCAUACAAGAGAAAGUAUCAGAAAUACCUCCGCGGUCGCUACCUGGUGCCUCUGUUCUUCUUUGGGAAAGAAAGAGGUUUGCAGAGAUUGGUUCACGCCUCAAAACUAGAUGGAACUGCUCUGGAGAUCCUCACUGAAGGACAUGAACAUGCAGACGUCGAAUGUCUUCAGCGUAUCAACGGGGAGGUCAAGAAUGACAGAGUGUUUGCUGUUAGAGAUGGACAACAGAUUCCAGUCACUCCUCACAAUCUGUCCAGUGUGUGCAAUCCAGGCCAGGUGUCUUUCUACCUGGGCUUCACCAUCAGAGGACCAGUCGCCUACAACAUCAGAUAUGAAGAGGACUCCGCUCUCUGCUGGUCAGUCGUGGUGGACGUAAGCCAUGCUCUUCAGGGUCCUGCAGUGUUUCCCGCAGCGGCGGCACAUGAACAGACUUUCUCCAGCAUGAGAGCGCCAGUGGAGCCGCAGCUUUCUCCAGCGUCUGAACCUGUGUCCACACUGACUGCAGCUGAAGGGAUUUUUCUUGUGUCUGCACAGGAGGAAGGCCUUGGAGCAGAGCCAGCAGUCCUUGGGUCUCUCACCGGUGUGCAAGCGUCUGUGUCUCCUCAGCGUUCACUUGUAGAUGAAGAGUUUGUCACAAACACUGCAGACGUGGAGUCUCUUGGACUGAAUCCUGGGCCUCUGCAGUAUCUCGGCCCUCUGGAGUCGUACAGAGCAGGCUCUUAA